Molecule: messenger RNA, 4198 nt
Organism: Rhopilema esculentum
Lineage: Eukaryota; Metazoa; Cnidaria; Scyphozoa; Rhizostomeae; Rhizostomatidae
Product: ADP-ribosylation factor-like protein 6
Molecular function (GO): GTPase activity; GTP binding
Source: RefSeq, a predicted model, not a curated record
GUUGCUUGAGCUAGUUUGCUUCACAACUAUCAACAUUUGGCAGCCAUUAACGACCGCUACAGGGCCGUCAACGCUACUGUAAACGCACUGCAAGAGGAAAUACUACAGAACCUAAAAAUAUUUCAACAUGGGGUUUCUAGACAGGCUGACAGCACUCUUCGGGGUGAAAAAGAAAGAGGCGAGCAUUCUCUGUCUCGGGCUUGACAACAGUGGGAAAACAACGAUAAUAAACAAGUUAAAACCUGAUAAAUCGCAGUCUUCAGAUAUUGUGCCGACGAUUGGCUUUACAGUUGAAAAAGUAUCCAUGACUGGGCUCAGCUUUACAAUAUUUGAUAUGUCAGGACAAGGAAGAUACAGAAAUUUAUGGGAACACUAUUACAAGGAUGCCCAAGCAGUCAUAUUUGUAAUUGACAGUAGUGAUAAACUGAGAAUGGUGGUUGCAAAAGAAGAGCUGGAUGAACUGCUAAAGCACCCAGAUAUAAAAGCUAAAAAGAUUCCAAUACUUUUCUUUGCAAAUAAGAUGGACCUGAGGGAAUCAUUAUCGUCUGUAAAAGUUUCAGGCCUUUUAAAGUUAGAAAAUAUCAAAGAGAAGCCCUGGCAUAUAUGUGCUAGCAAUGCGUUGACAGGGGAAGGGCUUCAUGAAGGUGUCGAAUGGCUGACAGAUCAAAUCACCAAUAACUCUUCACUUCUAAAGUCAGUUGAAAUUGCUACUAGGACUUACACAAGCACAUUAAAAGAUCAAGUGCAGCAGAACAAACCUUGAUAUACGUGAUUCUUCGUUUGAUGUGUAUGUUUCAAUUAAGUAUUUUUAAUUUCCUAUCGUCGUAUAACUUGAGUGAUACACUGUUAAAGAUGUGUUUACCGUUGAGAAAAUUAAUCAGUGUUGAAUCGAAAGGUUGCGGUUAUUUGUUUCUAGCCUUGGUGUCUAUCUCCUUUUCUUGGAAUAAUUGUCAGGAUCGCUACCAGCAGUAUUCUCAUAGCAGUGAUGACUGCUUCAUUUUCAUAAAAUGUGCUAAUCACAAAUCAGCAAUGAUUGCAAGUUAGAAAAUACAACCUAUUUAGGUAUGUCUUUGGUACCACAGAAUUUGAAAAUGACAAGGAGAGGCGAAAACAUUUCAUACGCUAGUAUUUUUCGCCCGAAUAUAGCUUAAUUUAAGAUUUCUGAAAUUGAUUGCCUAGGAAAUAAAACCCAGUCAUGCGAUUUUUGUAAAUUUUACCUUCGACACCAUCUUGUCGAGAGUGAUUAAGGUAUAGUCCACAUAAGUGUAAGCUUGUAUAAGGAGACUUAACCUGAAUGCUCUGCCGAUAAUCAAUGGGCCUAAAACACCACCUGAUCAUGACCGACUUACUCCAGAGGAGACAGUGGGGCCUCAGCAAAACGCAGCUAACCUUCUUCAAGCUACUUUUAGAAGAUAUGACGUAAACAUGAAAAUAGCUCAUAAUUAUAUGCAGUCAUUGCUACCAUCAAAACACAUGGUUGAGCAUUUGUUAGAUAAGUCUGGAAUAGAUGCCCUGGUUGUAACAGAGACCUGGCUGAACAAGGAAAUUGACAGACAUACUUUAAUGAUUGAAAGCUACAACUGUGACAUUCGAGUUGACCGAGCAAACAAGCGAGGUGGAGGGAGGGAUCUACUCUAAAAAUGGCAUUGAUAUAAACGAGAUUGUUGAGCUGAGACAUACCUAUUCAGAAAGCAGCACAAUAGAACAACUCUGGGUGAAAAUCUGCAUUGGAGGGUGUAAACCAAUUAUACUUGGAGCCUGUUGCAGACCUCCAAACAGCACAGUUAGCCAUGUGGCUGAUCUUGAAAACACCUUGCUUGAAGCCAUAUCAACUAACCAAGAGAUCUUGGUGGUUAGGGAUUUUCGAUCACAAGAGAGCCCCAAUAAAGAGCUUAUUGAGAUAAUAUCAUCUUAUCACCUUAGUCAGGUAAUCUCUGAGGCAACAAGGGUAACUGCAGAAACACAAACCUUGAUUGAUUUGGUUAUUAAGACAGCCACCCUGAACACAAUCAAAUCAGGAGUAUAUCACUCUUCUAUAAGUGAUCAUUCAUUGGUAUACUGCAUACUGCAGAGAAAGUGUCCCAAGCCAAGCACCCAUUACAAAAACAGUGAGAUCUUACAAGAAUUUUAUAUCUGAAAAGUACAGAGAUGAUGUCUCACAGCUACCAUUGAAGGAUUGUCUCGAAACAAAUGACAUAAAUGAGGCAGUUAGUAAAUGGAAUGAGCUUUACACAAACACAUUAAAUAAGCAUGCCCCUUUAAGGAAAAUAAAAAUUUGAUCAAAACCAAAGCCCUGGUUUACACACGAACUACAGACUCUAAUCAACAACAGAGACAAUACCAGGAAGAAAGGAAUAGCUUACAAAUCUGAAAUAGUAUGGAAGCAAUACUUAGUGGCGAAAAAGAGCGUUAUCAAAGCUGUGAGAGAUACAAAAGUCUCCUUCUUUCAAAAGACACUAACUGAAUGUAAAAACAACCCUAAGCAGAUGUGGAACUGUAUUAAGCGACUUGCUCCAACAAAAAAGCAAAGUAACCCUCUUCCACCUGAGUGAUUGAACAAAGAUCAAGCAAAUAAACUGAACACUUUUUUCUCAGAAAUUGGUGUGAUGAUCCAAAAAUAAAUUACAGCCAACUAAACAGAGCUUCCCCUUUCCUUUGAACAUAAGAUCUAAGUUCUCUUUUAAGACUGUAAAAAGUGCUGAGGUAAAAAAUUGGCUGCUAAACAUCUAAUAAAGCAACUGGCGCCGAUAACAUUGACAUCAAAUCUUUGAAAAUUGUGGCAAACCUGAGCAUUGCACAGUUCCCUUCGAUAUGGAAAUCGUCAUCGAUUACUCCAGUCUUUAAAGCUGGAGCUAAAACUGCAAUAGCAAAUUAUCGUCCAGUGUCUGUGUUACCACUUCUCUCCAAACUGAUGGAAAAGGUUGUAAACUCACAAAUGGUCCACUAUCUGAAAGAUAACGAUAUUCUCACAAAAUUUUACUCUGGGUUUCGCAAGAAUCAUUCAAUUCAAACUGCCCUCAUAAACAUAACUGAUAAUAUUUUAUGUAAUGUGGACAAAGGCCUUAUCACAACCACAAAACUGAUGGAUCUUAGCAAAGCAUUUGAUACCAUUGACCACCCAAUAAUCCUUAAAAAUCUACUUAAGUAUGGUUUUGACACUCAUUCAAUGUUUUGGUUCAACAGUUACCUCCAAAACAGACUUCAAUGCGUUAAAGUCGGCAACAUAUUGUCAAGUGCAGCAAAUGUCCCCUGCGGUGUACCACAAGGAUCUGUCCUGGAACCCACAUUAUUCAUACUGUACAUAAACGAGAUACCAGCCAUGCUUAAGAAACUAUUAUCUAAUGACUCAAAUAUACAUGGGUAUGCUGAUGACUUACAGCUAUACUCCUCUUGCAAAGCUGAAAAGGUUGAAGAAACGCUCUCAAUGUUGAAGAAUGAUAUUAACUUGAUACUUGAGUGGUUUUCUGCAAAUAAGUUAAAGGCAAACCCCGACAAGUUUCAGUUUAUCAUAUUUGGCACAAAUAAGCAACUUGUGAAAAUUCCACCAUCAUGUUUAAAAAUAUAUAUUCAGGACAAUAGAGUUGAGGCUGCAAAGGAGGUUAAAAUACUUGGUAUGCAGAUUGAUCAAACACUUCCUGGAACAGCCACAUCUCUCAGCUAAAGAAAUCUUGUGCAGGGAAGCUAAUACAAAUGAAACAGAUCAGAAACUGUAUGAAAAGAGAAACUUUUUCGAAGGUUGUGAAAGCAUGUGUACUCUCAAGCGUAUAAUAUGGCGAUAUGUCUAUGGCAAUGCGUCACAAACAGAACUACACAAAGCUCAGUCAAUUCAGAACUUUGCGGCAAAGGUAGUUACUGGGAUGCGUAAGUUUGAUCAUGUGACACCAGCUUUAAACAUACUUCAGUGGAAAAGGCUUGAGGAACAACGAAAGACUCAUAGGCUCUGUUUACUGUACAAAUGUCUAAACAAGCAGGCCCCCAAUAUCUCUCUGAAUUGUUCCAUGCAAACUCACAAAUUCAUGAGUAAAAUACAAGACAACAACAGCACUUGCACGUACCUAUGUCGACAACGGCGAGCCAUCAUAGAACAUUCUUGUAUCAAGCCACUGCUGACUUCAACAAAUUGCCAUCAAGAGUGAAGCAAUCAAAAACGUUUUUCCAGUUUAAGCAAAACUUAAAAUCAAUGUAGUUUUACAGACUA